Molecule: messenger RNA, 1273 nt
Organism: Oncorhynchus masou masou (cherry salmon)
Lineage: Eukaryota; Metazoa; Chordata; Actinopteri; Salmoniformes; Salmonidae
Product: epithelial membrane protein 2-like
Exons: 5
Coding region: 160-645 (161 amino acids)
Cellular component (GO): plasma membrane
Source: RefSeq, a predicted model, not a curated record
GGGGGUGGGGAUCAGGCAGAAACACUACACCCACCACUUCAGUGUGUGGAGAUACAACAGCAACAAUGUGGUCGCUCUGGCCACUACUGAGUUUCCAUGGCAGCAGGGAUUUGAAUUCAUGACAAUAUUUUGGGAGUUCCCCAAUCAUCAGUAGUCAUCAUGUUGGUUCUUCUAGCCGGAAUCUUCCUCCUUCACCUCACCAGCAUCAUCCUCCUCCUAGUGGCAACUAUAGACAAUGCCUGGUGGAUGACAAAAACCGUGUCCACUGAUGUGUGGGCCAGGUGGAUACUGAUCAAUGGAACCUGGAGCUCCAACGAUCUCCCCAGCCAGUACCCUCAUGAAUACCUCCAGGCAGUGCAGGCUAGCUCCAUCCUGGCCUGCAUAUUCUCUUCCCUUGGCCUGUUUGUGUUUGUGGGACAGCUCUUCACUCUAUCAAAGGGACAGAGAUUCACCUUCUCUGGCAUCUUCCAGCUCCUAGCCUGCCUGUGCAUCAUGAUCGCUGCCUCCAUCUACACAGACAUCUUUCACAAGAAUGAAUCGGAUGGUUGGUAUGGCCACUCCUUCAUUCUGGCCUGGAUCUCCUUUGCGUUCACCUUCAUCUCCAGUAUAAUCUACUUUGUCCUGCGAAAGAAGACCGCAAACUAGAAGCAGAAGACUAGCCCAAGGGACAGGCUCAAUAUCUUACGAUCUGAUCGUUUUUUGUACAAUUAGGUAUGGAUAUGAAUGUGGGAUACAAAAGGGGAGAGUUGUUAUCCACAGAUUUUCAUCCAUGUAUCUUUGGUUCCCACUGAAGUGUGUCUAAACAUAUGGAUUUACAUCGUUUUAACCUACCUGUCCUGCCCACAUAGUAAUAACCUACCUGUCCUGCCCACAUAGUAAUAACCUACCUGUCCUGCCCACAUAGUUAUAACCUACCUGUCCUGCCCACAUAGUAAUAACCUACCUGUCCUGCCCACAUAGUUAUAACCUACCUGUCCUGCCCACAUAGUUAUAACCUACCUGUCCUGCCCACAUAGUUAUAACCUACCUGUCCUGCCCACAUAGUUAUAACCUACCUGUCCUGCCCACAUAGUUAUAACCUACCUGUCCUGCCCACAUAGUAAUAACCUACCUGUCCUGCCCACAUAGUAAUAACCUACCUGUCCUGCCCACAUAGUAAUAACCUACCUGUCCCCCACAUAGUAAUAACCUACCUGUCCUGCCCACAUAGUAAUAACCUACCUGUCCUGCCCACAUAGUAAUAACCUACCUGUCCUGCCCACAUAGUAAUAAC